GCUGUGCCAUCAGCCGGCAGGUUCAGCCUGACAACCUCUCUCUUCUUCCAUCACAGAGACACAGAAGGACAAAGAACGUUCCUUACAGUGUUACAGUGUCACGCCAAGUAACACCAGGAACCUGAAGUCUUCAAUCGCUUCUAUUACAUUUGCAACAAGUGCGAACGUGAGAAAUGUUUUGAUGCUGGAUACCGGGGGUACUGCCGCAGACAAAGGAGGUGCGUGAGAGAGGGAGGAGAGGUAGAGAUGGUGGGGGUAAGAUAAGGCGCAGUGCGAUGUGACCUUUACCAGGUCACGCUAUCCUUUGAUUCUGUAUCGGACCAGUCAGCAACCACCACCACCACCAUCAGCGUCCAGCUACGACAGCAACAACAGCCAGCUGCAGAGCUGCUCAACGCAGGGUCAGCGGUGAAGGCGAGGCGAUGCAGCGCUGAAGCAAGCCAGCUGCACACACACACAGCCGCCAACAAGGCUCGCACCACACACACACCAGGCUCACAGACCCCCCCGAACCCUGGGGUUGACUGCAGUCACUUCCUCGCCGCCUCGACGCGCACUACGUGACGCGAGUACCAGCACGGGGAGCGCGGGAGCACAUUUCCCCCACAAAUCGGCGCGGGCAGGCAGCAGUUUGAACUCGCCGCGGCUAUUCCCGUGUCGUGACUUCGCCGCGAAAAAAGCCGUUAAGACUUCUGGCGGUCGGUGGUGGGGCUGCGAGAACUGCUGUGCUGUGCUGGUGUUGAUUUUUGUGCAGACCUGCAUGUGGAAAGACGUAAACACGCACGCAAACGAACUAACAGCGAGUAACCCCCCUUUUCAACCUACACAUACAUAUACACACACUCAGGGCACGUUCAAACGUGGUGCGUGCACGCGCAAGAUGUCAGCCUUUGUCUGAAGCGACCCGGCAGCAGCCUGGAGAUUGUCAUUUCCUUCCUUUCUCUCGGCCACGUCGCGUCGUGACAAGAUCUUGUGAUAAGUGUCACUCGCCAUCCGCAUCGUCAUCAUCGUCGCUCGGCUGACAGAACUGUGGUGCUCGUGAUAAAAGAAGGGACGAGCGUGCACGUUGGGUGUUACACGUGUACAUCUCAGCGGAUGUUCGGUAGACGGAGAACGGUCUUGACUCCGCGAAGGCGGACAGCGUGCAGUGUCUGCUCCGCGAAGGAUUUGGCUCGGACAGACUGGAUACGUUGGACCACCUACCGCAACGUCGUCACAAGUGGGGAGUACACUGCUGGGACAGUUACACUCCGCCGAGCACCGGUCCCAGACUACACGCACCAAUGCGUGACCAGAGAGGGUGGUUGGGUGAAUGGCGAUUCCCGCUCCUAUCUUGUUGACAUUAGGCGUAACAGAGAAGAAAGAGAGAAUGAAAGAUUCCUGGAGUUUGUCAGUCCUGCCUUGAGCUGUCCGUUCUUCGGACAACCCUCGCUGCCUUUUGCCGCCUUGAGACAGUCCUGCGCGGAAACGGGCAAAAAAAUCCUCGUCUGCGCCUGCGCUGUUCAGCAAAAUACAAACAAAAAUGCAGUGGUUUUGCAGCUUGUGAAUAGGACGGUGCUGCUGUGUGCUCCUCCAUGCAACUGCGGACUGGCGGAGGAGGAGGCACCGUCACACCCGGCGGGACUGAAUCGUGCGCGUCGCGGUGCUGGUGACGGGUCUGGAGGCCACGCCCUCCCCAUGUACGUCAUCUGACGCGCACACGCACGUGUUUCUGCUAACGUCAGCCACCAACCCACCCACCCAACCACCCCCUCUACCCACCACCUCCACUCCUUUUGCGGGUGUUAGUGGUCUGUGUGCAAAGCGGAUGUGUAUGCCCCCCAUGCAGACGGUGGUCAUGGAAACCAGCUACGGGCCAAUCAACGGGCCGGCAGGCAGCCUUCCCAUGACAGAGCAGGACCUGCUUGAAAAUGGCAAGGUGGCCAUCGUGCCCACGGAGAGCUUGGGCCGCCGCAACUCCCAGGACUCCUUCGCCGAAUACGCGGCGCGUGCGGCCCGCCAGAACGUGCACCCGGCCUUCAACCGCCGCGCCGACCGCCACUACUCUAAGCGCAUGCGCCGUCGCCUGGUGUACAAGAACGGCGAGGUCAACAUCACGCAGACCAACAUCCGGAAGCGGCGUCGGCGUUACCUGGCCGAUAUCUUCACCACGCUGGUGGACAUCAAAUGGCGCUACAAUCUCAUGCUCUUCGCCCUGGCCUUCAUCGUCAGCUGGGUCAUCUUCGCCCUCAUCUGGUGGCUCGUCUGCUUCUCGCACGGCGACUUGGACCACCUCAACGACCAGAACUGGAAGCCGUGCGUGAUGGAGAUCCGCUCUUUCACAUCCGCCCUCCUCUUCUCGAUCGAGACGCAGCACACCAUCGGCUACGGCUACCGGCACACCACGGAGGAGUGCCCGGAGGCCAUCGUGCUGAUGAUGUUCCAGUCCUGCUUCGGGGUCAUCUGCCAGGCCCUCAUGACCGGCAUCGUGUUCGCCAAGCUGUCCCGCCCCAAGAAGCGCGCAGAGACGCUCAUGUUUAGCAAGAGCGCCUGCAUCUGCAAGCAGGAUGGCGACCUGUGUCUGCUCUUGCGCGUGGGAGACAUGCGCAAGUCGCAGAUCGUCGAGGCCCACAUCCGCGCCGUCCUGAUCAAGAAGAAGGUGACGAAGGAGGGGGACGUCCUGCCCCUGUACCAGUUCGACGUGGACCUGGGCUUCAACGAGGGCAGGGACCGUUUGUUUUUGGUUUGGCCUGUGAUAAUCGUGCACAAGAUAGAUCAAGCCAGUCCUUUCUGGGAACUGACGCCGGAGGACCUCCACCGCGAGCAGUUCGAGCUUAUCGUGGUCCUCGAGGGCAUCGUCGAGAGUACCGGCAUGACCACGCAAGCGCGGAGCUCCUACCUGCCCGGGGAGGUCCUUUGGGGCCACCGCUUUGAGCGCCUGGUCACCUUCCAGAAGGAAAACGGCCAGUACCAGAUAGAUUUCUCGCGGUUCCACAACACCAUUCCAGUGGAUACUCCAAACUGUAGCGCUAAGGAGUUGGCUGAAAUGACAGCUGCCGGGAGGAUGCCUGAGUCAACGGGGGGGUUUGUUGACGAUGACGAAAACACCUCCAUUGCAUCCAAGUCUGAAAGAUCGAUUUGUGAAUCCGACAACGACUUUGACGAAGAUGAGGAUCUGGAGCGGCCGGUGAAGGACGCCCGUAAGGCGAGCGUGGGCACGCAGUGGAGGGACUUCUUUCACGUGGAGGAAUACGACUGACGUCACGUCAAGAGAGUUACCGCCCCUCUGAUGUUAAGGCAUAAUUGUAUUGCGAUUGGUUUGACCACGUGCGUAUUCAGUGGAUAGUGAUUGAAAGCGUUAUUUAUUUGCGUUGGCAAUCGUUUCCUUGAUUCCACUGAACAUCGUAGCGGGAACCAGCCACGUAGUAUAAAUAUUACAUAACCGACCUCAUCCUUCUUUCCCCGUCACCAACACAAGAAGGGGAUUUUGUUUUGUUUGUUUGAAUACGAACAAACACACAGAGUUGGCCUAUAUUUUGGAGUGCAUUCCCAGUCGGGAGAAGUACUCUUAGUUUGAAGUCUAUUUAAAAAAAGGACCACUCAUCAUUAUUGUAUUUCUUGGGGACACAAAUGAAAUGUUCGGUUGCCAGUCAUACACCACUAGUCAUUGUGCAAUCUUCAACGUCACGUGAUGAAAGAGAAGAAAAUCAACACUAAUAAUAAAUUUGACAAAAUGUGCUUAUAUAAUAAGUCUAGCUGACAUUGCUCUGUGGCUUGGUUGUCAGAUACCUACACAUCACGUGAAAUCAUGCCAUUCACAAAAGAGUUGCUAAGUGAACUGUAAACCAACAUCAAAUGAACAUUAUCCAUCUACACACAAAUUGAACUGUUUCUGGAUGGUGUUAUUUUUUUCAGCAAAGGGACAUCCCAAACUGGAAAUCCAACUGGGGACGGUAGAGAUAAUCUGAGAGAAGAGAUUUAAAGUAUAUCAUAGCAAUGUCCCUUUCUUUUUCUAAAAUAUGACUUGAAACCAUUUUUAGAAUUUUCCUCGCUUUCUGAGAUAAGGCGUUGGAAAGACGAUGGGUUAUUCUUGUGGUUUGAAAAAGUUUUUGAAGACAUAUCUAAGUAGUAACUGUGAAUGACCAUUGUACUAGGAGGGCGGGUCAUCUUACAUGACACCGGCAACAAAAAUCUCGUUAAUCGAAACUCUGUUUGUUUUUUCAAUAAUGUGGAAGAAUGAUUGAUGAUUAGCAUUCUUUGUAAAAACAAAAAGUGAGUUUAUGUGAACGUGGAAACUUAAACUUUCGCAAGGUAAGUUGCAGAUUGAUGACAUCAUCGUAGUAUGUCCUCUGGCAAGGCGCGAUGAACUUUUGUUGCAUUCUUGAGGUGAACGAGGAACAUCUGGAGAUGUUUGUUGAGAUGAGAGGCGGCAGUUGUGUGAGUAGCCCGUUCUGAGCUCUCUACAAUGUGCCGUAUGCCCCUUGACCUGGAAGGAGUUUGUAUAAGAGUGACUUGGACCGAAGGACAACAGAAGGCGAGAUGGCUGUUUUGUUACUGAACAAUGUGGUGGGCAAAGACAUCGAGCAGACUGCAGGCCCCAAACUAAUUCAGUUUUCGUGUCGACAUGGCAAGUAAAUUAUGUUCACCUGCAGUUUGUAACUUUGUUUGGGCUGGUUGGAGUGGGGAUUUUUUGGAGGGGGAAUACUGCACUGGGUGUGGUUACGUCUCGAGUGUUGUUGUUUACCCUGAAGAACGGUUUGAAUGCAAGCGCUUGUUUACUUUGAGCGGAGGGGGAAGACCGUGUGGGUGCUCUAUUUUGUUACCAAUCUAGCCUGUCGUGUGUUGCUGCUGCGUCAGUUCGACCAAGGACAAGCUACUUUUUUAUUGUUUGUUUAUCCACUGAUCAGUUGUUAUACGAUUUUGUUUCGGUUUAGUUUGUUUUUCCUUUGUCCAUUUUUAAAAGGUAUCUGAUUUGGGGAAAAUAUUUGUAUUUUUGUCUACACAAUAUUUGCAAUAUAUAAACACAGGUACUUUGUGCGAGAAAAAAAAUUAAUCAGAUUUUAUAUUUGUAUCUCAAAGCCAAAAUAGUUGUAUGCGAAUGAUUCAUGGACAUUUGAAUGGUGAAACAUAUUUCAUCUCAGGCUAACUUGUCUUUGAUUCACGCUUACGAGCGAUGUGCAAAUGCGUCCUGGACUUGGAAAAAAAAAAAAGAAAAGAAAGAUUACAGACGAAUCGCAACCGACUCCAGUUUGCUAUCUGCCAUUUAUUACCGCAGUCAUGUGAACGCCCAGACGAACAAUUAUUUGGUUGCGAUAGUAACCAACGUAGGCAAGGAGCAGGACUGACGUCAGUAGAGUUUAGUUUUAAAAGAACCUGCGUGGGUUUUUUACCUGUCAGGUAGCGCGUGAACAGCCCUGACAUAUUUCGCAAGCUACUGGAGUAUCGGAGGUGAGGAGGCGUCGUGGCUUCUGUCUCUCAAAGUUCAAUUAGGCCGUGAAGGCAAGGUCAGGUCUCGCAAGAGUCCACAAAUCAGGGUUUUUUUCUUGUCUCAAAAAUUACUCCACGUUAUAAUACGCCACGUAUUUACCCUUCCGGAAAAUUCUCAAAAUUGCAGGAAUUACGGCAAAAUCAUUUUUCUUGUUUUUUUUUUCUCCAGCUGAUUAAGCAGACAAAAGCACAGUUCUCCCAGGAAAUGCAUGCUUUUUCUGGAAGUUUUGGUUUUUUUCCAAAGGUAAACGAGAUCGGGUAACAUUGGACGCCUGGGUAAUCACAGUAUCGCGGAAUUUGAUUGAUUAAAAGGUGUUAUCAACUUUAAUGUAACACCGAAAAAGGUGAAACAAAACAAAAAAUUAAAUCCACGUCAGUCUUAGCACAGUCGUAAACUGAAGAACUAUGGCUUGCCUUGAUUUUUUUACUGUGUCCUGUUGCCAGGCAAUGAGAUUUUAUGUCCCAUGCACAUUACACACGCCGGUGGUGUCAGCAUGUAUGCAAUUAUUGUAAUUAGAAGCCGCAUUAAACACUCAAAGAAGGGUAUAUAAUUAUUCCCCCUCGCUGCUUGUCCAAUUAGUCCUAGGCGAUCUAGUGGUUAGACCUAACGACGCACGAUUUCAUCAUCAUCGGGAUUUUUCGCUCGAGAGGAAGGAAUGGUGUGUGCUCACAUCUGCGGAAACAUUAAAAAAAAGACAUUUUUGCACACUUGUAGACCUUUGAUGGAGAUUAAAAAGUCUUGCUUUUAAAAUAAAGAAAAUCAUAUAUAGAUAUCAUUUAACAGCAUUUACUUGUCGCAUAGGCUAUGCCAAGAAAUUUUAAUUAAUCACGCUGGAAAUGCAUGGACCAAUAAAAUUCCUUUAUUAGAGUAUGUAACCAUUUUUAUACAUGGAAAAGAACAAAACAAAAUCAUUCUUUAAAAACUCGUAUUGGCUACAUUGUGAUGUUAGUGAUGACAAUUAGUAAGAUGUAAAAGGACCUCUCGAAACAGGACAUUGCAGCGUCUUUCUGACAGCUGUUAUUUGAAAAUCAUUUCCUAACCGGGAAAAGUACCAAAACACCAAACCACUAAAGUGUUUCAAAGUGUCAUGGUAUUGACAAAUAUAUUGACAGUAUAUUGACAAGCGAAUCGAACCAUAGUUCAACAUGCUGACCAAACUUCCAAUGCCCCGACCAUUCAGCCUCAAAACCAUUGGUUUCCUCGUGGCCUUCACAAAACAGCUUUGCCCACCUAGGUUCAAUCUUUGAUAAAAUUGUCCGGUAAAUAACUGGACUUAAACAGGCAGUGAACAGAAAUCGCAUGACAGUUAUAGUCGACAGUUAAAGCCAGUCUGGUAAAGGUGACUGCAUUCUUGUCCAGAAUGGAGACCUUUGUGCUUUGCGCCCCACGCCCAUAGUUCGGAUUUAAAAGCUAUGUCGUACUUGCUGCCUUUCUUCAAGAAGAGAAAACGUAUGAUAAAGCUCGGUGCAAGAAAAUGUUUUCAGCAAAUCGGGAUGAAAACCCAUCUACCAUUCUCGAGCCCCACGAGUACAAAUAUCACCUAAAAGGAGGUCAACAAGACAAACAAGGAUUGUACAUGAAAACUUUUUGUAAGAGCUAGGAUCAUAUGUUACUAAGCGGUCAUGAGCUUGACAUCUUUCUGUGAAAGGUGAUGUUUGUAGGCUUGUCUUCAAGAAAAAAAAAUGUUUCGACUGACCACAUCGGCAAAACGUUACACUGCACUGAAGUGUGAUGGAGAUCGCUGACCCAUUCAUCUGACCAAACUCAUCCCGAGGCACUGUCACCAGCUCUUGGAACAUGUCACUAUAGGUUAAGGUGACAAAAUAAUUUUACUAGCAAAAUGGAUAUAGCGGUCUCCAAACCUUAAACUCGAACCUGGCUUUUUUCUGUCAUUAUCUUCAAAACUAUAGUUGUACUGUGUAUUUGAUCGCAAAGAUUUCAAAACCUGUCAUGGUCAGUCCAAAUGUUUCAAGACAGGUGUCUAUGGGACGAGACCUGCGCCGCCUACUGUACGCUGCCUAGAAGACAAUAAGCAGUUUAAAUGGAUUUCCUCCUCUCUUUCCCCUCCCCUCCCUUCGUUCCGAGGAGCUCUCUCUUCAUCUUAAUUGGCAAAGCUACCCGGUGUGCUAUGGCAACGUGCCACGCGCUGCAGUUAUGACUAACGCCGUGAUGUUUGUAGAGCGUUUCCACCCCACACCCCACACCCCUCAUCCUCCACCCGCUCGCAAAACACGCUUCAGAUGUUUCUUCAGACUGCCCUCGUUGCCUCUAGGUUUGGUAAAAGAUUAAAAAAAGGUGAAAUCGUGACUCGCCGAUGGCUGGGCUUCGCUCCUCGGUGUCUCCAACUCGACAGAUUUCUUGUAAGAAGUCAUUUUUUGAAGGUGUGCUUGCAGUCGAUGCCAAAAUGCACUUCUCCUGAUUUUGUGCUCUUGUUUUCUUGCCCUUUUUUUUUUAAUUUUCUUUUCGGCUGCACCUGUACUCCGUUUCACAGACAUUUGUUCAUCCCUUCUGAGGAAUCAGUAGGUGUAGACUGAAUGUGCAGCGUUGAUUCCCCUACUAGUCUUUCAUAAAUCGUUUCUCACGAUUUGUACCAAGCAGUGUCUGCCACAACUAAAGUGUCGAUCACACAAUUGUGAUAAAUGCUGUACUGUGUACAUAGCAAUAUUGUUUAAAGAUAUUUGUCUGAACUGAU
Messenger RNA from Pomacea canaliculata, 8159 nucleotides. RefSeq names its product G protein-activated inward rectifier potassium channel 3-like. Gene Ontology annotation, molecular function: inward rectifier potassium channel activity. Lineage: Eukaryota; Metazoa; Mollusca; Gastropoda; Architaenioglossa; Ampullariidae. The record is from RefSeq and is a predicted model, not a curated record. Gene Ontology annotation, biological process: regulation of monoatomic ion transmembrane transport; potassium ion import across plasma membrane. The transcript has 4 exons. Gene Ontology annotation, cellular component: plasma membrane. Bases 1808 to 3238 code for a protein of 476 amino acids.